Molecule: messenger RNA, 1883 nt
Organism: Tachysurus vachellii
Lineage: Eukaryota; Metazoa; Chordata; Actinopteri; Siluriformes; Bagridae
Product: prenylcysteine oxidase-like
Exons: 6
Coding region: 157-1671 (504 amino acids)
Biological process (GO): prenylated protein catabolic process; prenylcysteine catabolic process
Molecular function (GO): prenylcysteine oxidase activity
Source: RefSeq, a predicted model, not a curated record
UUGACACGUCGGAGCGUAUUGUUAAGCUGCUUUGCUUCCGAUGGUGUGAAACGUAUUUUUUUGACAUUGCAACACAUGCAGUCCGCCCCGACAUGAGCGUGGAUUUGGUGCAGCCGACAUUCAGUGUGAUGGACAGCGGUUUGUUUAUCUGUGUGAAUGUUUAGCGCCAUGCUGCUGUGCACGUCAUUAGGGCUUCUGUCUUUUGUUUUGGCCGCUCGAACGCAGGCGGAUUCAGGUGUUGUGCAGCUGGACGGCGCACCGCCUUCUACCAUCGCUGUUAUUGGUGCUGGAAUCGGCGGAACCGCGACAGCGCAUUUCCUGCGGCAGCAUUUCGGACCGGAAGUGCGCAUUGACGUAUUCGAGAAGCGGGAUGUUGGUGGUCGCUUGGCAACCGUCACUGUUAACAACCAGGCUUACGAAACUGGCGGCUCCAUCAUCCAUUCCCUCAACUUACACAUGCAGGACUUUAUGAAGCAGCUGGGGCUGAAAUAUCGAAAGAGUGUGGCAGGAAAGAUGGCUGUGUUUAAUGGGAAGGAGUUCAUACUGGAAGAGACCGACUGGUACUUGCUGGACCUGUUCCGCCUGUGGUGGCGUUAUGGGAUCAGCUUUAUCCGUAUGCAAAUGUGGGUGGAGGAAAUCAUGGAGAAGUUCAUGAGAAUCUAUAAAUACCAAGCUCAUGGCUAUGCAUUCAGUACAGUGGAUGAGUUGCUAAAUUCCCUGGGUGGUUCAGGAUUUCUCAACAUGACCCGUCGCUCUCUGUCUGAGUCUUUGUUGGAGUUGGGUGUGUCUCAGCGCUUCAUUGAUGAAGUCGUGGCUCCAAUCAUGUGGGUCAAUUACGGCCAGAAUGUCAGUAUGCCGGCGUUUGUUGGUGCCGUUUCACUGGCUGGUGCACAAACCAAUCUGUGGGCAGUUGAAGGAGGAAAUAAAUUAGUUUGCUCUGGACUUCUAAAACUAGCAAAAGCCAACCUAAUCCAUUCUCAAGUUACCACCAUUUCCCUACAGUCAUCAGGUGAAUCCAACCAGUACAAGCUCAGUUACACCACUAAGGAUGAGAUUGCAUCAGAUGUUUAUGACAUAGUUAUCAUAGCCACUCCUCUCCAGCAAAACGUCAACUCUGGAAUCUCUUUCCUCGGCUUUGAACCUCAGUUAUCAGAGAUAUCCGGGUCUUACCACACAAUGGUGGCCUCUGUUAUCCAUGGCUAUCUCAACUGCACAUACUUUGGCUUUUCUGACCCCAAGCUUUUCCCCUUCACAAGUGUGCUGACCACAGAAACCGCUGAUCUCUUCUUCAACAGUGCCUCUAGCAUCUGCCCUGUCAACAUCAGCACUGGCUUUCGUCGUAAACAGCCACAUGAGGCCAGAGUCUAUAAAGUCUUCUCCCCUAAACCACUGGAGAAGGAUGAGCUAAAAACUCUUUUUAAGUCUUAUUACUCUGUGCAGGUCACUGAAUGGAAGGCAUACCCUCGAUAUGGAAGCUCUCAGGAUAUGCCACCUAUGAUCCUACAUGAAAAUCUUUACUACCUCAAUGGAAUCGAAUGGGCAGCGAGUGCCAUGGAGAUGAGCUCUAUGGCUGCAAAGAACAUUGCACUUCUGGCUUACCAUCGCUGGAGCAGGCAGCUUGAGAUGAUUGACCAGAAGGACCUUAUGCACAAGAUCAAGACAGAACUGUGACAAUUGUGACCAACAGUUUUGUUUUUUUUUUUUUUGUAAAAAUCUUGCUGGCACUAUACAGUAUAAAUAACAAUCUAAAAUUGAGGGCUUUGAUUUGAAGCAUAAAGUGACAAGGCUAAAGUGGAAAUAGUGCUGAUUUUCUUUUAUAUAUAUAUUUGUGGUUUGCUUGAGUGAUCGCUAGUUUGAAUAAAGAUUGGUUAUGCUGUACUUUA